Puntigrus tetrazona (Sumatra barb) is the source of this 4324-nucleotide messenger RNA. RefSeq lists its product as uncharacterized. Lineage: Eukaryota; Metazoa; Chordata; Actinopteri; Cypriniformes; Cyprinidae. The transcript is spliced from 17 exons. Gene Ontology annotation, molecular function: calcium ion binding. Bases 349 to 3162 code for a protein of 937 amino acids. The record is from RefSeq and is a predicted model, not a curated record.
CUAAAAGGCACAUUUACAGCUGGAAGCCUCAUUCUGUCGGAGGCACUCAAGCUCGUUUCGGUCACCCUGGGAGAUGUAUCAACAGCAAAGCCUGGCAUCUGAGCUCCAGACCCCAGCGCUGGAGAAAUACGGUCCCACUCAUCUCCCACAGGUGGGCCGGUGGCUUCAGAUCGCACAAUUCCCUGCCCCAGUGUGUGACCACUGUGAAAGAGAGGAAAAAGCACCAGGCUGCCAGGCUGAAGCUGACUCAGAAGCUCUGGCAUCUGCCACAGAGAGACUGAUGACCCUAGAGGAGCCAAAUACGUGACCUCAGUGAACAGGGACAGGGACAGACAGAGGAAUCGUGAGAUGUCUGUGGUGAUGGAUGAGUCCCUGCUGGAGCCCUGGGCCACAGGUCAGAUAGAUGAGAGUGUCCGAGAGCGAGUGAAAAGAAAAAGGGAUCUGAGCGAUGGAGUCGAGACCCCCACGGUAUUGCAGCUAAAGGCAAAUAUAGCUGAUGAGAGCUUGAUGAACUUCCUCAGAAAGGCUGGUGCAGUGGCACCAUCAUAUUACUUCUGUUUUGUGAAACAAGCUGUCCUGUGGAACAGAGGGCAGCAUCACACAGUAACCAGACAUGAGAAAUGCCCUCCACCCCCGUGUUCUCGUUUUCAUGCUCAUAUGGAGGCCUGGCCUGUUCAUUUUAGACCCCCACAUUUCCUAAACACGCAUCCCAGACCUGGGCCUAAUCAUCUGGGGCAAAAACAGCGACAGCGGAGUGCUCCACAACCUCAAAGAAGUCCAGAUGUCAGGAGGAACCAAAAUGUGAAUAAUUCCAGCAGGAGUGUAGUUCUACCGCAUGUAUCUGGAUGCCUUAAUCCAAACAGAGCUUCUCCAGAACUCCUGACAAGUCCUCCUCUGACUCUCAAAUUUGUUGAUCACCCUCAUAAAUCCCAAACCCCCAAUACACAUUUGCAACCGACAGAUGAGGAAGGAGAUGCAUGCUUUGCUUCACAAGAUCUGAAUCAAGGGCACCACGAACUGGCUGAAAAGGAGUCAAUGAGUCCAACAACUCUGUCCACCCCAACAACCCCAAGCAUCCCAGCCACCCCAACUACUCCUGGCACCCAAAGUACUCCGAGUAGCCUAGUUACUCCAGGCACACCAAGUUCAUCUGUGACCCCAAAUUCUCUUUCUGAUUUUAGCCGGCCUUCCUCAAGCCAGUUCAGCCGUAGCACUGAUCUGAACAGUAGCUUCUCAGAUGCCCCAUCAGAGAACUUCAGCAUUGACCAUUGUGAAGACAAUAAUACAGAUGACAAAGAUGUUUCUGACCUUGACCAGUGUAAUUAUUAUCAAGAGCGGUGCUCUACUUCUCUCCCCGAGCAUCACUUCACCUCUGCAGGUAGUUACAGUCAGGCCAGUUCACGAAUGGAUGUCCUUCAAGCAUGUCUCUCUAGAUCUCUCACCUCCUGCAAGCAAGAAACACCUUCCACUUGCUUGCCAGACACUCCAAUUUACACCUCCAAAACCCCUCAAUCUCUGCAAACCCCAGCCACCCAACAGUCCACAUAUGAAACCCUGCACAGACGCCCUGGAUCCAGCCAGUCUGGCCUAAGCAUUCAGGCACAAAAACCUGAAUACUUAACAGUGGAUAGUCGAUCAGAAUGGAACCUUUGGCCUGUGCUUCCUCCCAUCAUGCCACAGCAAGAUGAGCUGCAAGAUGAGAGUUUACUGGGAGGGACCCCUGACUCCCUUUCUGACAGGUCACAGUCUGAUAUCUUUGCUGAGCUGGAUGAUCUGGCCCCUCGCUCAAGUUCCUGUGCGUCUCCAGACCACCCAGCCGGGAGUCAAACUGACCGAUCCUCACCUGCCACAGAUCUGAGUCCUGGACUUGCAGCUUUAACUGUGGGAUGUGAUUCGGGUGAUCUGGGAUCUUUGUCCCGUGUGCAGCUCCUGCUUUUGGAGCGAAAAGGAUCUGAAAGUCCAUGUUCCAUCCCAAGCCCCGAAUGGUGUCGAACUCCGGACGGGGAGGAGUAUGAACCAGGCCUUAGAGUCUGGAGCUCGGGCAUUCCCCAAUAUUAUCAGUCCACGGUCCCCGACAACCGCAAACCAUUAAGUCGCACAAACAGCGGCCAAGAUUCUUUGGCAACUUUCAAGGGACGCAGAAAGCGCCCCGGGCUCAUCAGUGUGGGGAGUGUAUCGAGGACAUCAUCCAGUUGUUCUCUCAGCUCAAGGGUGUCUGAAAGCAGCUCUGGGAACCGGGAAAAAACCACUUGCGAGGAGCAAGGUUGUGAAUCCUCAGAUGAGAAUGUCCCGCUCUAUUUGUCGCCUCUCUCUCCCAGUGCUUUGCUGACAGAUAGCUCAACAAACGGCGGGACCAUACUGAUCCCGGUCCUGCAAGCUGAAAAGCACAGAAACAGGUCCGACAGACUCCGAGAGAAGAGGAAGAGGAAGAACAAGAAGACUGAGGAGAGGAAGACUAAAGCCCUGCAGAUUUACUCCAAGCUUCAGGACGGAAAAGACCAGACAGAGUCCACCCAUCAGAGCCCUUGCUCGAAGUUUGAGGACUUUGAUUUUCUGGCCAAGUACUGCAUCCUCAGUCAGGACAAGUUGUCCAUGUACAAAAGGGCUUUUGAGGCCGUGAGUAAAAAAAAAAUCGGACAGUUUCCACAUCAAAAAGAACGGUUUUGUUCAUUUUCAUACGCUGGUAAUGACAGUAAUCACUUAACUGUCACUAACCCUGACUGUGAUGCUCUGUGCCUGCAGGCUGAUAGUGAUGGAGAUGGUUAUCUGAGCUGUCUCCAAGUGCUGCUGGCAUUGAAAGAGAUCAUUCCCCCAGAACUUCUGACUGAAGAAGAGGAAAUAUAUGUGUACAGGAUUCUGGAGCUGGUUGAUUUCAGAGUGACAGAAGGCCUUACGGAUCUGCGUCUGUUUGCUGUAGUGGCCAGUCUGGCCCAGAAAAUAGCCACACUCGAUGAUUUCAUGCGCUCCCUCAUCAGCAAGAUGGAUUUCAAAUCUCUGGAGACGAAGCUUUGCAAAGCCAAGCAGUUGUUCUUGUUCCUGCUGGAGGCCCAAACAGGGGGUGCUGUGGUGCCAGAGGGCUGCAUUGGGGCAGAGCAGCUCCUAGUGGAGCUCAAGGCAGGGGGCAUCAGGCCUGAGCACGAGGCAUCGCACCCAUGUCAGUAACUCGCUAAAAAGGAAUAAACACUGUUUGACUGGCUGAACGUCAGAAACCCGGCACAGAUUUCAGUCGCUGCCCAAAAGCGAGCCAUCAUUGCUGAACAUAUAGUAGAGUGGAGAGGAGUGCUGUCUGUGGUACUGAAACGCUGUUUACGUUGCACUCUUCAGGGCCAAAGUCAAGCAGCUCAUAUUUCAUGCAGGCUACAGCCUUUAUUAACGCCAUUUGCAAUUCUGCAUAGACAGAGCGAAGAGUUUGUUCAGUGCGGUCGUCCAACUCCCAAUCAUGACCGAUAAUCACUCACCAGACCCGCAGGGCUAAGCAGAGGAAAGAGAAGAGCUCCGACAAGCACAGAGAGCACCGUCACAUUCAGGAACAACAAAAGUGAGCAUUUGUAUAAGAAAGCGGAGGGAAGGAUGGGGCAGGGGGGGAAUGAAAAGGAUCGAGGUAGCGAGAAAAACAGAGAACGACCGGUCUCAUUUAGCCUAAAGAAAUGGCCAUGGACAUUGGACAGUCGUGAAAAGCUUUCUGGGCACUCAUGAGGAAGUGAGUGCUGUCUAACAGUCUGCGUCUUUAGAUUUGCAAAGUCUGUAGAAGAAGUUGAGAGGCAGGGAUGGCAGCACUUUCAAAGAGAGUGAAAGGGAGGCUGGAGAGGAGCGAUAACAAGAAGUCCCCAUGAAUUUGAACAGGGAGAACAUCAGAGGGGCCCGGAUCACUAAUCAGUGUGGGUUACAUGCUGCCGCUCCCGUUCUAUUCAGGCGUGGCAUAAUGAGGAGGCAACAUUCUGCCACAAUGGGAUGGACACGCGGACGGGCUCCAAUGGGCUGCGCCGCACAGCUACACACGCACUGCAUUGCUCGCCGCCGUUCCCUUGGACACUGUUCAGAUGGAGCGUGAAUGGUUUGCGAGGGGGACUGGUGUCUUGUGUUUUCAGGUUAACCACGAAGAGCAUUCACAAUGGGAAAGAGUUUCAGCAUGAAAAUCACGGGGGGACUGCGUUGGAGACAAAAACAACGAAGCUGCACCAAGAUUAGACUAUUAAAACACAAUUGAAUUAAAAUUGAAUGGUUUUUGUUUUGCACUUUCUUUGUGAAAGUUGUUCCUUUCUGCCACGUCUCUUGAUUAAACAAGCUUGUUGGAGGGAAGCCACAGAUCUGAACGUGAUAUUUC